This is a messenger RNA of Desarmillaria tabescens, 4244 nucleotides long. Its product is annotated as gamma DNA-directed DNA polymerase. The coding region runs from base 38 to 4162 and encodes 1374 amino acids. Gene Ontology annotation, biological process: mitochondrial DNA replication. The record is from RefSeq and is a predicted model, not a curated record. Gene Ontology annotation, cellular component: gamma DNA polymerase complex; mitochondrion. Lineage: Eukaryota; Fungi; Basidiomycota; Agaricomycetes; Agaricales; Physalacriaceae. Gene Ontology annotation, molecular function: DNA-directed DNA polymerase activity; DNA binding; 3'-5' exonuclease activity. The transcript has 3 exons.
CUCUUCAGUGCCAAGGCCAGAAAUUCAUGGUCUUUCGAUGCUUAUGCCUUCGCGACUCCAAAAGCCAAGCUCCAGUCUUCCUCGAUGGAUACAUUCUAAUAGCUCAAACAAACAAGCUCAACUAGCACAACGAAAGCGAGAACCCGCCCCCAGUAAUUUCUCGUACAAGCCUACAGGUAGCGUUGUCAUGGAGAAACAGGAUGCUAAGAUAGCACCUGUGCAAAAACACCGCCAUCAGCGAAACGCAUUCGGAGUGCAGCUCCUAUCACAAUCUCUCUAUGACCAAGUCUUCAAAAAUUAUACCUCUCCGCCACCUCCGGCAAUCUAUAUGAAUAUUGCACGAGGGCACCUGGAAGUGCACGAGCUCAAUCCGUCUCAAUCCUCUAUUCUCCCUUCCCCCGAGUUCACCCUUCCCCCGCUCCAAGGCAACAAUAUUCUCGAGCAUUUCUAUCGGAUAGGCUCGUCCAACGCAGAACCUUACCUCUCGUUGGCCAAAUCAUUCGCUACUGCCCAGCUACAUCCUCCUCCAGAACACUGGAACACACAAGCUGGAUGGACAAAAUACAUUUAUAAAAGCGAUGGAUCAGGAUACCACGAACAUGUACCAUACCCCAUGCAUGACGGAAAACCUGAGGAAAUGCUCUCCUUCGAUAUCGAAAACCUUCCCAAAUAUCAUCACUUCCCGGUUAUGGCCUGUGCCGCGUCUCCAAAUGCCUGGUACGCGUGGAUAUCUCCAUGGAUAUUGGACCCUUCGAACGCAUCCCCAGAACAACUUAUACCCCUCGGUCCUCCUGACGUCCCACGUAUUGUUGUAGGCCAUAACGUGUCUUAUGACCGGGCGCGUGUUCUUGAGGAGUACCAUGUUAAUGGUACGAAAACUCGCUUUCUUGACACCAUGGCACUUCAUGUGGCGGUUAAGGGGAUUUCGUCCCACCAACGGCCCGCUUGGAUGAAGCACAAAAAGAAUAAGGAAGAGGUGAAAGAGCAGCGACGAGAAGCCGUGGAGGUUAUACGAAGUAUGAUACAAGAGGUACAAUGUGGCCUAGAUGAGCUACGCGAAGCUGAGGCCGAAGGGGAUGUCGACGAAGAAGGCAGAGUGAUGCUUGUCGCUCGUUGGAAGGAACUGCAGGAAUGUUUAUCAGGACAUCAAGCUUCUAUGGAACAAGCGCAGGAUACCUUCAUACCCGGUCCUCCUCCCAGGGGUGAUGACGUUGAGGAUAAUGUCCAAACGCGAUGGGAGGAUUUGACCUCGAUGAAUUCUCUAGCCGACGUUGCGAAACUCUACUGCUCUAUCGAUCUUUCCAAAGAGAUUCGAAACGAUUUUAUGACGUGCACGCCCGAAGAGAUUCUUGCCAACAUAUCUGACUAUAUCGGUUAUUGUGCUGGUGAUGUCAGUGUCACGCAUCAGGUGUAUACCAAGGUUUUCCCUGGUUUUUCCAAGAACUGCCCUCAUCCCGUCAGUUUUGCUGGAAUACUGACAAUGGGAAGCGGAUUUUUACCGGUUAAUCAAGAAUGGGAGGCGUACUUGGAGCGUGCAGAGGGAAUUUGGAACAAGAUGUCGAAAGGUGUUAAGGAUGGUCUGGAAAAUCUUGCUAGGGAGGCUGUUCAGAACAAUCCAGUUAGUGCAGAGGGAGGCGAAGACAAGUGGAAGGAUGAUCCUUGGUUAAGCCAGUUAGAUUGGACUCCCAAGGUCGUUGGUAAGAGUCGAGGUGUAUUUCCACCAGAGGUAGAGGCCGAACCGCCUAUCAAGCCCCAACCUCAGGUCAUUCCGCGGUGGUAUAGUCGCCUUCUCGCUGAUCCACUCUCAACACAUGUUAUCGAACGAAUUCUACCCUAUCUCUUGAACUUGUCUUUUAAAGGUCAUCCCAUGAUCUUCACGACGGCAGAAAAAUGGCAUUAUCUCAAGGGCAAAAGGAAGGCUGUCAGCCGUCUACCUACUGCAUCUGGGUACACGGCAUCACUGCUUAUACCCAAACACGCACUAAAGCUUCUGAGUGAGGGUCAGAUGGGUUCUUGUAAUGACAAAUUGGCCAUGAAGCUUUGUCGACCGGAAGAUAAGAUGAAGAAGGAGGUCCUGAAACUCGCGAAGUCCGUUUAUAGCAGAGGUCUGACAGAAGAAGAGAUCAGCAACGAUCCUUGGUACAGUCAGCUGGACUGGUCCGAGGUCACAGACCCUACCGCUCAAGCCGUUUCUACCAUGAAACCAAAGCGUAAACCCAAAUCUGUCAAACCUCCGUCGGUGUAUUGGCCCAAAUGGUUCUGGGACCUAACGAAACCGAAGAAGGACAUGCCUCCUGCGUCGCUAGAUAUCACCAUGAAGAAUCGUUUUGCUCCCCUCCUGCUUAGGAUGUCCUGGCAUAAUCAUCCCUUAUACUAUUCUCGAGAAUAUGGCUGGACAUUUCGUGUACCACCACGACCAGAGAGCGCUCCAGUUCCUGAGAACAUAAAGCGACUGAAGGCCCUCGAUUUCCACGACGAAGCCGAUGCAUCCCUUAAUAACCUCAAGUUUGAGGGCUACACAUUCUACAAGCUACCACACAAGGAUGGCGAGGCAGCCAACGUUGGGAGUCCCUUGACAAAGACUUUCAUGAAUUAUGCCAUCGAGGGAACGUUGAGCUGUGGUGCCGGUGAAGCAGCGAACGCGAUUGUCGACGUUGCUGUUCAGAGCAGUUAUUGGAUCAGUUCUCGGGAUCGAAUCAUGCGCCAGAUGGUUGGUUGGCAGGACACGAAGACGAAGCAGUGGGAUAUGGGGCUUCCAGUCGAACAGGAUCCAGAGACUUGUGCAGAGGGAGAACGGCCGAAGAAGUGGGGCCUUAUCCUUCCUCAAGUCAUAACAAUGGGCACCGUUACCCGUCGGGCUAUUGAGAGAACUUGGUUGACUGCAAGCAAUGCGAAGAAGAAUCGUGUCGGGUCUGAACUCAAAGCCAUGGUUCGGGCGCCUCCUGGUUAUUCCAUCGUUGGCGCUGAUGUCGAUUCUGAGGAAUUAUGGAUUUCUAGCUGCAUAGGGGACGCCCAGUUCGGUGUGCAUGGGGCGACAGCCAUCGGCUGGAUGACACUUGAAGGUACCAAGGCCGCGGGGACCGAUCUUCAUUCCAAAACGGCCGCUAUUUUGGGUACUUCUCGUAACCAGGCCAAGGUUUUCAACUAUUCUCGUAUCUAUGGCGCUGGUAUGCGUCAUGCAAUCCUUCUUCUUCAGCAGGGCAAUCCCAAUAUGACCCCAGAAGAGGCUCAUAAGCUCGCAUCAAAUCUGUACGCCUCAACAAAGGGCAAGAAUACGUAUCGGACAGACUUCUUCGGCAAGAAGUUUUGGUUUGGUGGUACCGAAAGCUUUCUGUUCAACAAGCUAGAAGCGAUAGCCUUGUCCGACUUGCCCCAGACACCUGCCCUGGGUUGUGGUAUCACUCAAGCCCUAUGCAAAACCAACCUUCCGCAAGGCUUCGGUUCAGACUAUCUGCCUUCACGGAUCAAUUGGGUCGUACAGUCCUCGGGGGUGGACUAUCUUCAUCUACUCAUCGUUGCGAUGGACCAUCUAAUCAACAAAUACGGUAUCCAAGCUCGCUACCUCAUUUCCGUUCAUGAUGAGCUCCGGUAUUUGGUGAAGGAAGAGGACCGGUACCGUGCCGCCCUCGCUCUGCAGAUUGCCAAUCUGUGGACACGCAGCAUGUUUUCGUGCAGAUUGGGUAUGGCCGAUCUACCUCAGGGAGUAGCCUUCUUCUCUGCGGUAGACGUCGACAAGGUUCUUAGGAAGGAGGUCGACAUGCCUUGCAUCACUCCAUCUCAGCCGGAACCGAUCCCUCCCGGCGAAUGUCUGGACAUAGUUCAGAUACUAGGGAAGACGAACAAUGGCUCUCUAUGGCCGGAUGGUCGCGCCAUGGAAACGUCGUUCAACGGGCCUUUCAUAGGUACAUUAGAAGGUUAUGUUGAAACUGAUUUCAAUGCACACCGCUCCCCUAGCGCCGAAUGGCUUCAAGCGCAGUCAACUAAGGACUUUGGUGAAGUUAGGCACUUGGCUAAGGAGGAAUCUGCAAAGAGACACCCAGGGGAUGUAAGGUCACAGUCGAAGAAAAGGGGUAAACCAGGCGGCAGCAUCAAUAAGAAUGACGACUGGGCUGAAAUGGUAGAGCGGGUGCUACAGUCGGGUCGCGACCUUCAUCUAUGGUAGAAUCUAUAUUUAUGUAAUUUUUUGUUCCUUUCAUAUCCAUGUACUUGUAUACAAUCAUACUAUAACACCCAUUAAGAUCCUU